Messenger RNA from Salvelinus sp. IW2-2015, 1819 nucleotides. Its product is annotated as thiol S-methyltransferase TMT1A. NCBI's taxonomy places the organism in Eukaryota, Metazoa, Chordata, Actinopteri, Salmoniformes, Salmonidae. Gene Ontology annotation, molecular function: S-adenosylmethionine-dependent methyltransferase activity. The record is from RefSeq and is a predicted model, not a curated record.
GCCAACUGUCAUAAAAAAAUACACAGAAUAAGACGAAGAGCUUGAAACGAAACAUUAUUUCGACCGUAUCAACUUCUGUAGCUCAACAAACGCAAAAUGACUUUUUUAAUGAAUUUCUUUACGUUUAUUUUCAAGGUAGUAACGUUGCCACUACAAUUAAUGGAAGUGGUUGGCAUAUAUGGCAUCUACAAGCGUGUCUUUCCAUUUCUAAUUUACAAGAUAUCUUUCACCUACAACAAGAAAAUGAACGACAAAAAGAAGGAUCUUUUCAGCAAUCUCUCAGAGUUCACCAAAGGCAAUGGCCCGCUUCGCAUUUUGGAGAUUGGUUGCGGAAGCGGGGCUAACUUUGAAUUCUACCCGUCUGGUUGCAAGGUGAUUUGCACCGACCCCAAUCCUAACUUCGAGAAGUAUCUACAAAAAAGUCUGGCUGUCAAUGAUCACCUAACAUUUGAAAGAUUUGUGGUCGCUUUCGGAGAGGACAUGGGGGCAGUGAAAGAUGACUCGGUGGACGUUGUCGUCUGCACGCUGGUGUUGUGUUCUGUCAACGACAUACGGCGAACAUUGCAGGAAGCGCAUCGCAUAUUGAGGCUUGGUGGUGCGCUGUACUUUUUGGAGCAUGUAGUGGCAGACCCAUCUUCUUGGACAUACUUCUUCCAGCACGUCUUCCAGCCGAUAUGGUACUACUUUGGGGAUGGAUGUGAAGUAGUCAGGGCGACAUGGAAACAUCUGGAGACUGCUGGGUUCUCUGAGCUCAAACUGAGGCACAUCGAGGCACCACUCAACUUCAUGAUCAAACCACAUAUUAUAGGCUAUGCUGUCAAGUAAAGUUUGACUAAAAAAUCUAAAAAGCACUUGAACAUCUGAGUUAUCUCGUUGCAAGUGUGUGGGAAUAAUGUGAUGACGGUUUAAAGAAAAAAUAAACCCGCACAGUGCUCUUGUUUGUAUCACUUGUUCCUAUGCAGGCUUUAAUAUAAUACGUCAUAAGCAAGAGUGCGGGUUUCUCUUUUCUUUACAGUAAAGUUUGAUAAAAAUCUCUGGUCUUAGGCCUAUCCCAGCAACUGUUUAAAAGUAAUUGUUGACACUUAUGUAUUCAGUGUAAUUUUAUAACCCUUAUUUUACCAGGUAAGUUGACUCAGAACACGUUCUUAUUUAACUUGGGGAAUAGCUAUGGGGAUGAAUGAUCUAAUUGGAAGAUGGGUAUGAUGAGAUGGCCAUGACGGUCAGAUUGGGAAUUUAGCCAGGACACUGGGGUUAACAUCACUACUCUUACGAUAAGUGCCAUGGGAGUCAGGACAACUGUUUAACGUCCCAUCCAAAAGACCGCACCCUACACCGGGCAAUGUCCCUAAUCGCUGCCCUGGGAUAUUUAUUUUAGACCAGAGGAUAGAGUGCCUCCUACUUGCCCUCCAACACCACUUCCAGCAGCAACUGGUCUCCCAUCCAGGGAACAACCAGUCCAACCCUGUUUAGCUUCAGAGGAAAGCCAGCAGCAUACCACCAAGUGUUAUUUUGAGUACUUUUCUUAAAAAGUGUUAUUCAAAAAAGCUACUUAAAAUGGCAUAUACAGGGAGUGUGUAUUAAUCUGAAGAGAUCACCUCUGUGUAACCAAAUGGAGCAACAAGCUGUUUUUUCUUUAGGGAGAGUGGAGGCUCAGAAUGCUAGGAGAAGAGGACCGCUGUCAUCUAGUGGAUAUAAACUCUAACCAGUAGGCCACCACCUGAUCAGAUAAACUCUGGGUCUGAGACAUGUUCUAUAGGGAGAAUCUCAAUUGGAUACUCAAGUCCUCUCUCCUCUCUUCCUUCUCAAAAUCCAUUGGAGG